This is a messenger RNA of Cercocebus atys (sooty mangabey), 847 nucleotides long. It is a transcript of the gene ACY1, whose product is annotated as aminoacylase 1. NCBI's taxonomy places the organism in Eukaryota, Metazoa, Chordata, Mammalia, Primates, Cercopithecidae. Gene Ontology annotation, molecular function: aminoacylase activity. The record is from RefSeq and is a predicted model, not a curated record. The transcript is spliced from 9 exons. The annotation marks the transcript as partial.
AUGUGGCUCCUGAUCAUUCAGGUAUGUAGGCUGGCGCCGGUGGGCAUUGCGCCGACGUUGGGGCGGGACAGACAUGAUGCAGACCCCAGAUCCAAGCUCAGGGAGCGCAUGUCCUGGGUCCCUAGGAACAUUGGAGUCACGACCCCCUUGAGGCCUUCAAGGAUUCUGAGGCUACAUCUAUGCCAGGGGUGCCCAAGACAUGAAGUGCGUCAGCAUCCAGAGAUGCAGCCAGAGAGGAGCAUGGACUUUCUGCAGUCCCUAUCAGGGUGUGGCAGGGUAAAGUCCAGGGCACAGGACUCCAGCCUGCUGCCCUGCCUGCCGGGCCAGCCUGAGCAUCUGGUGGCUCCCGAGCACCUGGCUUAUGCCCCUCAGUGGGGACUGGGCGCUCCAACCUCUGAACCCCUUUCCCUCCUCAGGCAUAGCCAACCCACUGAUGCCUUCACUGUCUUUUAUAGUGAGCGGAGUCCCUGGUGGGUGCGGGUCACCAGCACUGGGAGGCCAGGCCAUGGCUCGUUCUUCAUUGAGGACACAGCAGCAGAGAAGCUGCACAAGGUUGUGAGCUCCAUCCUGGCAUUCCGGGAGAAGGAAUGGCAGAGGCUGCAGUCAAACCCCCACCUGAAAGAGGGGGCUGUGACGUCCGUGAACCUGACUAAGCUAGAGGGUGGCGUGGCCUAUAACGUGGUACCUGCCACCAUGAGCGCCAGCUUUGACUUCCGUGUGGCACCGGAUGUGGACUUCAAGGCUUUUGAGGAGCAGCUGCAGAGCUGGUGCCAGGCAGCUGGUGAGGGGGUCACCUUAGAGUUUGCUCAGAAGUGGAUGCACCCCCAAGUGACACCUACUGAUGGAC